Messenger RNA from Dicentrarchus labrax (European seabass), 11096 nucleotides. Its product is annotated as MAM domain-containing glycosylphosphatidylinositol anchor protein 2-like. The record is from RefSeq and is a predicted model, not a curated record. Gene Ontology annotation, biological process: homophilic cell-cell adhesion. Gene Ontology annotation, cellular component: plasma membrane. The coding region runs from base 1055 to 3949 and encodes 964 amino acids. NCBI's taxonomy places the organism in Eukaryota, Metazoa, Chordata, Actinopteri, Moronidae. Gene Ontology annotation, molecular function: protein binding. The transcript is spliced from 18 exons.
CUCAUGCCUUUCCUGACGCUGAGCGAAGCCUCCCAUACAGAUGAGCGCUGGAAGCCACGCACCUCUUGACGUAGCCACAGACCGGUUGCGGUGCCACUCGGUCUCCGUAGCACGUAUUGCGCAACGUGACUGAUGCUCAACUGGCUCCACGGCGGGCACAUCCGGCUCCUACCGUCGCGUGAAUUCAUUAGAAAAAGUGGUCUCAUAACGCUUGAGACAACAGCAGGCGAUCGCCGAGGAGUUCUGGAGAAGCCAUCCGCCAGCUCCUCACCCAACUGCACCCUCCCCUUGUCAUUGCCACCGGGAGAGAUGAGUCGAGCGCGCGGCGUCGGUGUGCAGUCGUGAUGUGACUGUGUGAGCGCACGAGCCUCCGCGGCGGCAGUUUGACGACUUUACAGCCCCCCCCCCUCUCCCCCCGAGAAGGUUAAAAAAAACAGUGAGAAUUUCACAGUGUGAGUGGGGUUUAUUUUUUGUGUUUGUGUUUGUGUCUGAAGCAGAGGUGAUGGCUCCGUUUGACAGCAUGCAGUCAACGCAGCGGCAGCAGCAGCAUCCGCGGAGCCAGCCCUGACCACAGCUGGAUUUUGAGGAGCUAUGUCCGCGGGUACCAAGCCUCCGUCUGCCUGUAGUCGACAGCUCCAGUGUCCCCCGUCGGUGCGGUGCCUCGGGGGUCUUUGCUAAAGUCCAGGGACACGCGGUACCAGUGGAGCGCACCCACCUGGAGUCGAGGAGAGGUUGUUUGUUAUAAGGCCGGGGCUCUCUGCAGCCCACUCCUCGCGCCCGCCCGCUCGCCCGCCCGCUCCCCCUGCAUCCUCCGCGCGGCGUCUCCGUGCCGCGAGCGUUUUUUCGCUACAUGGCAACGGACAUCAAAACCGUCACUACCUGACCGCCUGUUUGCCUGCUGCGGGUCCAUACAUACCUUUACAGCGAAUACUGAGACUAAAAUUGAAUCGACUUGUGGAUCGGAGCGGUGCUGUGUCUAUGCACCUCAGUUACACCGCCCCGGAAAGGACUUCUUGCCAUUGAGAGCUGGAUAUGCAGAGAUUAACGUGAAAGGAUGGAUCUAAUUAUCUGUGUUUUGGGGCUUCUGGCGCUGAUCGUGGAGGGCAUCCGUUGCCAAGGAGUGUACGCCUCACCGACUGUCCGCAUCAUACACUCAGGGCAUGCCUGUAAUGUUGAAGAGGAGAGACACACGGAGAGAGUCUACACCAUCAGAGAGGGAGAAACCCUGGAGCUCACCUGUCUGGUGACGGGGCAUCCUCGACCACAGAUUCGAUGGACCAAGACAGCCGGCAGUGUGUCGGACCGCUUCCAGGACUCCAGCGUGUUCAACGAGACGUUGCACAUUGCAAAGAUCCAGAGGACCCAGGGAGGUCGCUACUACUGCAAGGCUGAGAAUGGCCUUGGUUCCCCUGCCAUCAAGUCCAUCAGAGUGGACGUCUACUACCUUGAUGACCCAGUGGUAACCGUGCAUCAGAGUAUAGGAGAGGCUAAGGAACAGUUCUACUAUGAGAGGACUGUGUUUCUGCGCUGUGUGGCCAAUUCCAACCCACCCGUCCGCUACAGCUGGCAUCGUGGCAGAGAGGUCCUGACGCAGGGCUCCGACAAGGGAGUGGAGAUCUAUGAGCCGUUUUUCACUCAGCAGGGGGAAACGAAGAUUUUGAAGCUGAAGAACCUGCGCCCUCAAGACUACGCCAACUAUAGCUGCAUCGCCUCCGUCAGAAAUGUGUGUGGGAUCCCUGACCGCAGUGUUAUCUUCAGACUUACAAAUAAGACAGCCUCCCCGUCCAUCAAGCUGCUGGUGGAGGAUCCAAUCGUGGUGAAUCCGGGCCAGACGGUAUCCUUGGUGUGCAUCACCACAGGAGGCGAGCCAACCCCCACUCUCACCUGGGUCAGCAGCAAUGAAAGCCUGCCGCAAAGGAGCGUGGUGAAGGGGGGCACGCUCACACUUCCAGCCAUCAGCUCAGAUGAGGCGGGGGUAUACAGCUGCGUGGCCAGCAACAACGUGGGAAACCCGGCCAAGAAGUCCACCACCAUUGUGGUGCGAGCUUUGAAAAAGGGCCGAUUCUGGAUCACCCCUGACCCCUACCACAAUGACGACAACAUCCAGAUUGGACGUGAAGUCAAGAUAUCUUGCCAGGUGGAGGCGACCCCACCAGAGGAGCUGACCUUUAGCUGGCUGAAGAAUGGCCGUGCCCUGCGGAGCUCAGAGCGUAUGGUCAUCACCCAAACGGACCCGGACAUCUCCCCAGGGACCACCAACCUGGACAUCAUAGACCUCAAGUUCACCGACUUCGGCACAUACACCUGCGUGGCCGCGCUAAAGGGAGGAGGCAUCCCUGAGAUCAGCAUUGACGUCAACAUCUCUUCCACAACUGUCCCUCCUCUGUUUUUCUCUUUCUUAGUUCCCCCCAACCUGACAGUCCCCCGGGGCAAGUCCCCUCUGGUGGCCCGCGAGGGUGACACAGUGGAGCUGGAGUGCCUUGUUUCAGGGAAGCCCAAGCCCAUCAUCCUGUGGUCACGAGCAGAUAAAGAGGCGCCCAUGCCAGACGGCAGCAUGCAGAUGGAGAGCUACGAUGGUGUGCUGCGUAUUGUUAAUGUGUCCAGGGAGAUGACGGGCUCAUACCGCUGCCAGACCAGCCAGUUUAAUGGCUUCAACGUAAAACCCCGCGAGGCUGUGGUGGAGCUGAUCGUACAAUAUCCUCCAACAGUGGAGCCGGUUUACAUGGAGAUGCGUCAGGGCCUGGGAAGGCCUGUGGUGAUGACCUGCAGGGUGCUGCGAGCCCACCCCUCCCGUGUUCUGCGAUUCGAGUGGCUUCUAUCAAACCGGCUGCUCCACGCCGGAGCCUUUGACGCACAAAGAGAUGAGACGGAGUACACCAUCCGCAGCUUGAAUCGAGACGGAUGGGGGGAGUACACUUGUAAUGUCAUCAAUGAGGCUGGAGCAGGCAAAUGCACCUUCCAGGUCACAGGCAAGGCCUACCCACCAGAGUUCUACUAUGAUACCUACAGCCCUCUGUGGCAGAACAGGCCCAGACUCUACAGCUUCAAGCUCCAAUGGACCCAGAUGAACCCUAACGCUGUGGACCGCAUUGUCGCCUACAGACUAGGCAUCAGACAGAUGGGGUUAGAGCGCUGGUGGGAGCAGGAGAUCCCUGUGGAUGGAACAAUCAACAAAGGAGAGCUCAUGACACACAACCUAACACAGCUCAUAAAGCCUGAAUCCUAUGAGGUGCGCCUUACCCCAAUCACACGUUUUGGAGAGGGUGACUCCACCAUCCGGAUUGUCACAUACAGCGCUCCCAUCAACCCUCACCUGAGAGAGUUCCACUGCAGCUUUGAGGAGGAGCCUAUUUGCAUGUUCACCCAGGAUAAGAAUGAUGAUUUCGAUUGGACACGGCACAGUGCUGCUACCCGCGAUACAAAGUAUACACCCAACACUGGGCCCAGUGGUGACCGCAGUGGAUCCAAGCAGGGUUUCUACAUGUACAUUGAGACAUCAAGACCACGAAAGGAAGGAGACCAAGCACGGCUUGUAAGUCCGUUUUUCAACGUAGCGCCUAAAAACCCUUACGGUAUCACCAACCCACCUGCCUACUGCUUCGGCUUCUUCUACCACAUGUAUGGAAAACACAUAGGAACACUAAACGCCUUCCUCAAGCAGAAGGGCCAAACAACCUCUGAGGGCCCCGUGUGGUCGCUAAGUGGUAACCAAGGUGACCGCUGGAAGCAGGCCAAAGUAAGCAUCCAUCCAACGGCGUCCUUCCAGGUGGUGCUCGAAGGUAUCCGGGGACCAGGCAUUGAGGGAGACAUCGCCAUUGAUGAUGUCAUGCUAGAGGAAGGGGAGUGUCGAGACCCACCACCCAAUCUCAGCAAGGCUCCUUCCACCUCCUCCCAUAUAUGGCUGCUAUGCGUCACCUUGGUGAUGACCCUCCUGGAAGGUCAGAGGUGACCCUUCUCGCUGUCAUCUCAGAGGCGAAUAUUCAGACCCACCGUCUGUGAACUAUACCCUCGGCAUCCAAUCACCAAAGAUUCAUGCAUCCUGAAAGCAGCAGGGGACCCCUGACAGACCACGGAGGGACUGAAAUUCAUGAAAGAGAGAAAAAAUAGUGAUAAAAAAGUUACACAAAAAGUAAUAAAGAAGAUGCGCUAAUUUUUUAAAGAGACCUCUUUUACAGAAAACACCCCUCGGUGCAGGACUUGGGACAUCUUUACGAGCACAAAGACAGGUGGGCGAUGAAUAAGCCUGGACUUUGGCGAAAGAGUUCACAAGCGUCGAGGGAGGACAGUUUGUAAAGCACAAGAACAAUUUUAUGAAGUUAUGAAAAUAUCUUUGGAAGGUGGCAGAAUAUAGACACUGCUGACUUUUUGAAGAAGAAAUAACAUUUCCCUGCUUACAAAUACAUGGAACCAGACCUUUCUCUGUGUAUCUUUAUCUUCAUCUUCUUGCACCAGAUAGCCCAGCUUCACGUCACAUCUUGGCAUUUCUUUAUCUGCUUGGUGCUGUACUGUAGAAAAACAAGGACUUUGGCAACAUUUAGUUCUGUCUGCUUACUCCCCUGUAGCUGCCUAUGUAUCUUUUUAACACUGUGCUCACGAGUCCAAGUGGCCAACCGACGGUAUGGUGGCAGAAAAAAAAAUGCAGAAGAAUCAGCGGAGGUGUAGACAGCUGGACUGGAGGGCAGAAAGAAGUUGGAGCUUGGGAGCUGAAAUGAGAGGGACGGGUGGAAAGAGAACAGAGAGGAGGUAUGUUGAGGAGAGGAAGAGUGGAGGGAGAGGAGGAACAGGCAGAGAGUAGAGAAAGGUCCGAUAAGUGAGGCCUGACUCGAAUAUUCAGUCAGCGGUCCACCUGUGGAACAGAAGCCACUUUACUUUCUGCCAUGAAACAAAGUGCCUUCAGAUUACAAACCGAAUCGUGAGCCUGGGUGUUAAUCAACAUCGGACACAUCUCUGUUCAUGUUUCCUCUGAUGGGCUAUUUUCUACAUGUUUCUUUUGCCCCACAAGUGCUGAUGGGAGGGCAUGUGUGUUCAGAGGGAGUAUGGGAUUGUGCCCGGAUUCAACUCCUGAUGGGACAGUUGUCUGUCUGUGUGUGUGUGUGUGUGUGUGUGUGUGUGUGUGUGUGUGUGUGUGUGUGUGUGUGUGUGUGUUAUGUGUGUGUGUGUGCAAGUGCGUGUUUGUGUGUGUGCAUGCGCCUAAGCCUAUGCCUACGCGUAGUUCAAUGUGAGGGCAGCAGACCAGGCAGUGCUGGCAGACCAGGUUGGCAAACAAUUUGGAUAAAAACAGCGGCAACCGUGAAAGUGAGGCUCUGGAUCUUUUUUUUUUGUGUGUGCAGAAAGACAGUUUAAGAUCAUACGGAAGGAUAAAGACAUUUCGUCUAAUGAAUACCCCACUCUCUCUUCCCAUGAUUCUCCUUCCCUGCGGGUGAGCAUUUUUUAACAAAAGAAAAGAACAACUGCUGAAUAAAACAUUGCGUUGUACAGGGAGGAGAGCAGGAACUUUGGGACUGCAGGCUCUUCAUUAGGGUGAUACGCCUCGCCCCUGUCCUCCAACAUUUAUAUGGAACAAUGAGAAUAAAAGAUAAUAAUGACCAUAAUAAUAGUCAUGAUAUUUUAUUACUCUAGCGAGAAUGUUUCUCUGCUUUUACACAAACUGUGAAGAUUGACUGUGGAAGAUCUACCUGAGACCAUAACCUUAACCAGCGGGGUUUUUAAAAAAUGUAUUGUAAAAAAGAGAAAAUAAGAAAAUGAAAAAUUCCGUUCAUUGUUGGUUAUGACAAAUGUUUUGAGGACUUGUGUCUUGUUUCUUAUAUUUUCUGUUGAAGAUGACUUAACUUCCUUUCUCUUCUUGUUGUCUCCCUUUGCAUUGCUUAAGUAUCAAAGCUGAUGGAAGCAUAAGAAGUAAACCAAUUUGGUAACUGUAUAACUUGUAAAUGUUAAAGAAGCUCUAUUCAAAGGUUUAUGAUAAAUGUUUUAUGUUGGAGUACAGGAAGCACAACAUACAGUUUAAGGUCUCAACAUAUAAAAUCCAUUUUAUAUUUCUCUGCACAUACGUGACCUACUCCCACAGGCUUUUCAACACUCUGAAACAAGUCCACGUUUAACAGCAAAUUGAUCAUUUUUUACUUGUGACAUUCAUAUUUAUAGUGCAACCAGAACACGAGAGAAAGCAAAGGAAACCCAUUCAGGAGUAUAAAUAAAACCUUAAUGAAUGCAGACUGGGUAAAGGUUCAGUUUGGUGUUGUGGUUGUUCAGCAUAUGUAGCCUCUUCAGUGGAAGCCUGGGUGGUCUGAGUGGGUUAUGUACAUGUGUGAACAUGAAGCUGUGUACAAUAGGUGUGAUAAAAAACUGAUACAUUUAAAGAUGAUAAAUAUGCUAAACAAAACAGAGCAGAAUGAUGAGCAUUUCAGGGCAUCCUUACAAUAUCAUUAUGGUCUGUAUGAUGUUAUAGAGAUCACAGCUAUUAUCUGCUAUCCAUUUCUGUUGAUUUUGUUUUCUCUCCUUUCAUUUGUGUUUUUAUUUCCAUAAGGCCCAGAUCACAAUGAAUGUAAAUGGAGUUCUGGGAGGAGUUCUUUUCUUACAGUCUUACUAGAUGUAAUGUUUUACUAAAACAUGUGUUUUUUGUGUGCUUUUGAUGAUGAGAACUUUUCAGACUUUCAUAGGUUGUUUUGGACACAUCAAGAACACGACGUUCGCCUGACUUUGACACAGACUUUGACACAAUUUCCAAAAAAAUAAGCUCAGAUAAAAUAUCCAUUAGCUAGUUGCUAUAUCCUCCUGUGGUAUAGUAGGUAAUGAAAAGUGCCAAAGUGCCCGUGCAGUCGUCACUGUUACUAAGUAUGGAUAUGAGUUCCUUAAGAUAUUUUGGUAAUUGUUCCUUUUACACCCUGAGCACCUGGUCAGUUCAUAACAAGAAUACAAAAUCCUUAUGUAAUAGAGACCUGGAAGUACAUGAAUGAUUAAAAGUUACAGCUGGAUUUAAAGGAAAGAAUGCCUUUGGUAUCACUUUGGUGUUGAGGUCAAUACAUUUAAAGUUUAUUUGCUUUAUUUCUCGACGCUCCUUAGCUUAGCUUAGCAUAAAGACUGAAAAGAGGGAGAAACAGCUAGCUUGGCUCGAGCUGAAGGUAACAAAAUCCAUCUAGCAGCACCUCUAAAGCUCACUACUUAACAUCUUGUGUUUUGCUUGUUUAAUUCAUGCAAAACUCGAAGUAUAAAAAACAACUUGUUAUGGUUUAAUGGGGGGUUGUCUCCAUGAGCUUGCCAGGCACCUAGCAGAGACUUAAGGAGGUCACUGCUUUCAGCCAAGAAAUAUUCUGGCACAUAAUAAAACCGCAAUUAGUCAUUUUCGCUCUUCGUUUUACGUGCGGAUUAAACAAACAACACAUAAUGUGUUCAUUGGUGAGGUUUAGAGGUUCUAAUACGAUUUUGUUAGCUAAGCUAAGCUAACUGGCUCCCAGCUGUCGGCUUAUAUUUACCAUACAGACAUUAAUGGUAUCAAUCUUCUCAUCUAACUCUCCUCUAAAGUCGCCAUACUGUGAAAUGUGUUUUGUGCAUGCUGAAAUUAUAUCGGUAUCAGCCUUUCAAAAACUAUGCAGACCUGCUUUUGUGGUGUAUUUUAAUAAUUCUGGGUACAUUCAUACAUAUCUGCACAUUUUUUAUCCAUGUGAAGCAAAUAUUGUCUGAUUUUCCAAUAGUCACGGCUGAAAUUGGACAUAAAAAUGAAUCAUUGUUUGUUUCCAUGGUAUGACAGCUCUCACCAUAUCCUUGAUUUCAAUUUCUGUGCAAUUCACACACCCUGUGUCAGCCUCUGCCCUUUGUGUACGCAGGGGAUGUGAGCCUGGUGACUAUCUUACACACUCAGCUCUGCUCUAUUUAUUGAUAAAAGUACUCUAAGCUACUUCAAAGUACAAUUGGAGGGGAUUAACAGUUUUUGAAUAUGUAAACAGUGUUGUGUGACAGUUUUCUUUCUUACGGUGUUUACUGGCUUUAUUUUGAUGAUGAGAGGCUUCUGUAGUCGUGGAGGGUGUGAAGUGUUCAUAAACUAACAAGGGGAAAUGGGUUUGAGGUAUUUGUCUCUGCUGAUUAGUUUGUGGUGCUGGAGCUGAAUGUGUCCAUGUGUGCCUGGGCCCAAGACAUUUUGUGUGUGUUGUUUUUUUCCCACCAGCACACACAGUGUCAGAUGUUUCUCACAGCAGCCACUUUAUUUUGACACUCAUGCAAGACUUUGCCGUGUGUGUGGUGAUAGUGCCAUCAAUUUUAAUAGAGGGUUACAAAAAUAAAAUGACAGUAGCUUUUUUUUUUCUUCUCUUUUCUUUGUGGUAGACCUUUCUUGGAAUCUAUUAAGUUCAGUCCUUGAAAAGACUGUCAUGAUAACAUAAAAUUUAAAGGUCUCUAUUUUAUUUAUUAUUUUGUCUGCAAGAAUUGUACUGCAAUCUACUGCAACUGUCCAGUAAUGAAUACUACACUCUCAUAUAGAGCAAAGCGCUAGGGAGAGCACUGAAGUCACACUUGCAUCACUUGAUGGGCAUCAGCUGUUUUCGUUCAUAAUUCACAAUCACUAGCUGAAUCUACGGCCGUGUGGCUGUCAGCUGACUAGCAACGUCCAAUUAUAUUCAUGCAGGUGUCCUACAGCUUGGCCGUUACUGUAUAGCCUGAUACUUCUCACUAUUACUCAUUUGCCAUUGUUUGCUACAACAGCUCCCUCCACCACCUAAAGCUCCUCCUUAUGUGCCAUAUUUUCUUUUAUAUAACAGUCUUAACAUUCAUGUAUGUUGCUGCUCGUAUUGUUUGAGAGUUCUUCAAACAGUAGAGCCUUUUCCACCAAAAAUAUCUGUAUAACCAUUUGCUAUAUAUCUUCAGUUCCUUGACUAAAGUGUCUCUGACUGACAUGCAGUUAUUUGUUGUUGACACACGCGAUUAUUUGAAGUUGAUGGUAGUCAUUUUUGAAGCUGUACUUUGUGAUGGUGUUGUACUGGGUUGUGUUAUGUUGUUAUUGCCUCUCCAUGCAGUAAAUGUAAAUUAGAUGGAAAAGGUUUUAGGGCACCUUUCAAUGCGAUGCAGUCAAAUAAAAUGACUAUAAAGUACAGCCUGAAAAUGCACCAUAGAAUUCAGUCCAUACAACUACAACAAAAAAAAGUUAAAGAAAUAAAGCUUGCAGUUUCAACAAAUAUUAUAUUUAAGGUGUUUGGGCCAGUUGUAUUGCAUUGCAUUACAUCGUACUGGACACCCUAGAAAUUACCUUUUUCCUUUGUUACACUGCAGAAAACAAACAACACUAGUCGAUCUUUAUUGCAUAGAAAAGGCAAUAGCCAUUUGGUAGGUGGGAGGAGGAAAGCAGGCUGCAGUGAUAGUGUUUUCCUUUUAGAAUGCAGUUUCACCUCCUUUACUGAUAAAAUUACACAUUUGACUUGCUGCCUUUGUGUACCAUAAAUGCUACGUGUUGGUCUUAAUUGAACCGCAAAGGAAAUAACCUAUUGUCAAAUAUGGUAAGGUUGGAGUACCAUGGAAACAAACAAGGACUUGUUUUCAGUGCUGUUUCAUCCUGUAUUAUUUAUUAAAAUCUGUUAUUUUUUUUGUGCAUUGAUGAAUACACAAAUACAUAAUGCAGUUGUGCAUGAAUGUACCCAGUGCUCAGAUUAAUACCAUUAAAAUGGAGGUACUGUAGCAUUAAAGGACGUGGUCUGUCAGAGUUUGUGCAGGCUGCAGAUUGAACAUAAUUGCUGUACAGUGCAUUAUGUUGAAACAAUUUCCCAAGUUCUUUGCUAAAUUUGAUUAAACCUAUCCAUGUGAGCAGAACCAUGACCAGUUGCUAUGUGGAAAAUGUAAUUUAAAACAAAGUAUAGCCUUAAUUUCUAGAAAGUGCAUACCUCAUAAUAUUAUAAACAGGUAGAAGAGAUCCUGCUUAACAAUUCCCAACUGUAAUGUUUCUUGGAGGUGUUUUUAAAGAAAUUCAGCUGUAAUUUUCACAUUUUUACCAACUUAGUUACAGCUAUAAUUUAGUAUUCUCGCUAUGUAUUUAAAUGCUUAAUACCUAGUGCUUCGAGGGUCUCUAAAAGGAACAGUCACAACAAUUCUUUCUGAGUGGAAAUGUUCUCAUUUUCUGUUCAACCUAAGAAGGGCUUUGUCACAUUGUGCCAUUCAUUGCGCUAUUUUAGCUCCCCGAAUAACCAUUCAUUUCCACUAGCAUGAUAUAAAUGCAGCUGGUUGCCCUAUUAUCACUAUACACACCCUGCUUUCUUGGUAUUGAUUCAGCAAAGAGAAUUGGUGCCAAAAGUGGGGGAGGCAUUGUGGUUAGGUACGACCAGCACCGACAGAAUUGGCAUUCACUGUGAAUUUGGCACUCAGAAAAAUGUUCGUAUGAAGCAGUCAAGCAGGAACAAAAUGUCUGUCAAAUUGAAGCUGAAACAUUACCUGUGUGUUGAAUGUUUUUCAAGAGUAAAAUUGCCAUCUUAAUGCGGUAAGUUUCUUUUACUUUCACACAGUGGCUAGGCAGUACUGAGUGACUUCUCGACAGGAGGCUGACUGCAGUCUCACUAAAUAACUGGAAGAGGUAGACACAUUUCAGAGAUCUCAUUUUACUCUGUCAGGGAAGAAGCAGGAUGUCGUUAUUUGAUGGCAUGGCUGCUCAGUGUGACAACUUUACCGGUGGGAAAACUGCCACCUCUUGGUACCUUACUGUCUCUGGUGUUGGAGUGAAUCUCGCUACUCUACGUCUCGAUAGCUUUCCUCUUUUCUCUGUCCUCUCUUUCUGAUCAUGAAUCGCAGGCCCGCAGGAGCAACACAAAUUCCCACACAGACUCCAUUUUUACCAGUUAUUUACCAUCAGUGUGGCUGACAGCGUGCAGAAUGACAAGAAAAGACCCCUGGAAAUAAUGAGAUGUGAUGCUGUAAUAUCAAGGUUGUUGAGAAAGCUGUGUUUCAGUGAUGUUAUUUAUCUUGUUCCGUGCCGACACCCUGUAAUGAUGACCUGUCACUCUUCUCUGUUAUGUGCUCUAUAUUUAUAUAUGAUCAGGCUUCUUUUUCACUGUAUUUCUUUGGAUUUAUCACCCAUUUUUUGUGCCAUACCUGCAACUAAUGAAAAAAUAAAGAAAAGGAAUAUUUUA